Corythoichthys intestinalis (scribbled pipefish) is the source of this 2044-nucleotide messenger RNA. It is a transcript of the gene uprt, whose product is annotated as uracil phosphoribosyltransferase (FUR1) homolog (S. cerevisiae). Gene Ontology annotation, molecular function: ribosylnicotinamide kinase activity. NCBI's taxonomy places the organism in Eukaryota, Metazoa, Chordata, Actinopteri, Syngnathiformes, Syngnathidae. Gene Ontology annotation, cellular component: cytoplasm. The record is from RefSeq and is a predicted model, not a curated record. The transcript has 8 exons. The coding region runs from base 226 to 1005 and encodes 259 amino acids.
UAUGUAAUAUCUAUGCUGUCACUCGUGUCAAAGCUAGCAGUCGAGUGUUGUUGCUACAUACCGGGAUUUGGUAGCUAAUAUCGUACUAGUUUGACAUUUUAAACAUCGCGUUUUAUAUAUUAAGCAUUUGUGAAUGUGGGGCUUGCGACAACAGGAUUAGGUUGGGAAUUUUCCAUUAGAAAACACGAGUCGCAGCUCAAGGGAACUACUUCCCCCUCACUCAGGAUGCCAUGCCACAAUCAGCAAAUGAGCAAUGUAAAUACCGGGCAGGAACACUCAAUGAAGCAAGUACGUUUUGCCACAAACAGCAGCAGCAAUGUGGCCGCUGUGUUGCCCAUUGCUGUCGAGGCAGGUGAUGCCAGCAGUACACAGCCUGUAAACCAGGAUUCAUUGGGACCUCAACUCAAACUGCUUCCACUCAAUGACCAGAUCCGAGAAUUACAGACUAUUAUUAGAGACAAGACUACCAGCAGAGGCGAUUUUGUGUUUAGUGCGGACCGAUUGAUCAGACUUGUAGUGGAAGAAGGCUUGAAUCAAUUGCCUUACUCCGAGUGCACUGUGACCACACCUACAGGUUAUAAAUAUGAAGGAGUCAAGUUUGAAAGAGGCAACUGCGGCGUCAGCAUUAUGAGAAGUGGUGAAGCCAUGGAGCAGGGCCUGCGGGACUGCUGCCGCUCCAUUCGCAUUGGCAAAAUUCUCAUCCAAAGCGAUGAGGAGACCCAGAAAGCCAAGGUUUACUACGCCAAGUUCCCUCCAGAUAUUUACAGAAGAAAAGUGCUGCUCAUGUACCCCAUCCUCAGUACUGGGAACACUGUGAUUGAAGCAGUGAAGGUGCUGAUAGAGCAUGGAGUCCAGCCCAGGCAUAUUAUCCUCCUCAGCCUCUUCUCCACACCUCACGGAGCCAGAUCUAUAAUUCAGGAGUUCCCAGACAUCACCAUAUUGGCAACAGAAGUUCACGCUGUGGCGCCAACACAUUUUGGACAAAGGUAUUUUGGCACCGAUUAAAUCCAGGAGAAGCAGAGUAACUUGAGCUUGUAAUUGAAGUACUGUACAUGCGUUUUUGUCUGCUUUAUUUAAAAUGUUCUUGUUGUGCCAAAUACUUUCUUCUGAAAAGAAAAACUAUUUAUUCUAUUCUUUCUGCUUUUUCUCAUAUAAAUUUAAACAGUGCUGAGCCAUAUCAAGAUCAUUUUAUUGUGGCUGCUACCAGUGGUGAUUAAAUAAAUUUAUAUUUGUAACAGAAAGAACACCAAAUGGAAAAUAACUGACAAUUGACAGAAACAACACAAUUACAUACAAUACACCAAAGACCACCUUCAACUGAACCAUGAGAUUUUGUAAAUACUGCCUCGUGGUUAAAGAAAAAAAAAAAAAAAAAUUGUUAGACAUCCAGGUUUCUGAUACAUAAAAUACGCAUCAAUGAGAUAUUUGAUAUAACUAUACAUGUCACAUAAUGGGGCAAAAUAUAGACAAUAUCCUGCAGCAGCUAUGUCUCAUUUUCAUUUUAGCAAUAAAUAAGCAUCAUGAACAUUUUCUGAAGGUUUCUACGUGCACAAACAUUAAACAUACACAGUAUAAAUGGGAAAUUAAAAAAUGAUAUGGGAGUGUUUUCUGACAAAGAUAUUUGGUUGGUCCAACAAAGUAAAAAUGUCCUGUUAUAAUGACAAGUGUUAGUGAAGUGAAACGAAUCCGGGUUCCAUUCAAGUGUCACCUUCAUUGUCAAUAAAUUGUUACCACAAAUGUUUGUUUGGUCUCAAAACAAUUGCAUCAAAUGUGUUUAAAAAAAAAAAAACACGGAUACAAAACAAUACAAAAAUCUCAUAACUCUUCCAGUGCCACUGGCGAUGAUAGAUGUUCAAUCAUGUUUCAUCUUUCUGCUCUGAAUUUAGUUAGUCACUAGUAGACGUCCAAUCCAUUUCAAAUGGAUUUGACAUCUAUUGCCGUCAAUGGCAGCCAAUGAGUAAAGACCUGCUUUCCGUUUACAUUGAAUUACAAUGAAACUACUUAAGCAAGAACCUUUGCCUAUUAACCAUGUUUUUAUCCUACA